Messenger RNA from Cicer arietinum (chickpea), 1079 nucleotides. RefSeq lists its product as uncharacterized. The record is from RefSeq and is a predicted model, not a curated record. NCBI's taxonomy places the organism in Eukaryota, Viridiplantae, Streptophyta, Magnoliopsida, Fabales, Fabaceae.
AGAAACAAUUAAAUAUUUCCUAAUCUAGAUUUACAACCAUCAUUCAUGGACCCGCAGCACCAAGAACUGACCUCUCGUCCACCAAAACAACCACCAACAGCCUCUCCUCCGCCGCAGCAAGAAGAAUCAUCGUCAGAUUCUCUACUACGCUCAUGGUUUCAAGAAAAAUUUCCUGGUCAGGAACUUCCAUCAUAUCUUCAACCACAUAUAGAAACAGUUCCACCGCGGCGUCAGUGGCACGAAAUAGUUCCGAAAUCGAAACCUCUACCGUGGCAUAAGUCGCCAGAACGGUUAAUGUUGCAAAAGUUAUUUCCUCAUCUUGAUUCUCUAGGAAUGGAGCAGCGGCCUAGGAACAUAAUUCCUAAACCUCGCCCUCGCCCUCGCCCUCGCCUUGGAGUUCAGCACGAAAUACUAUCAUUAAUUCUUGAACCAGACUCCCCACCACGGCCACGGCUGCAGCAUACAAUAGUUUUUGAACAAGACUCACUACGCCCACAGCCGCGGCCGAAGCAGGAAAUUGUUCUUGCACCGGUCUCACAUCCACGGCCGCGGCCACAACAUGCAGUAAUUCUUGAAGAAGACUCACUAUCCCGGCAGCCACGGCCGGACCAAGAAUUAGUUCUUGCACCGGACAAGACACCAAUGUGGCCGCCGGGACGAAGAAUAUAUCUGGAUAUUCCUCCUCCUCCUCUUCCUAGUGAAUCUCCUUCAUCAUUGCCGAUGCAAAUUGAGCAGGCCCAACUACCUUCUAACCCGCCAUCCAAAUGCAGUCCUCAGUGUUGGAUCUUUACUUUCAUGUUUGUUCUAAUUUUCACCGGUGUCGUGCUUUUUGCGCUAGUGUACGUUUUCCGUCAUCAUUAUUUACACAUAAAGUCUUGAUCAAAGGUAUUGAGGUCAUUGCUCAGCACUAUCGAUGGCCAAGGGGUGUGUGUAUUUGUGUUUCCUUAAAAAUUAUAGUGGGUAGAGAGUAUUUUUUCCUUCUAGUUGGAUAAUUUUCUCUGAAUUCUUUGUAAUUUUCUCUGAAUUCUUCCAAGGGGAUCCCCAAGUAAUAAAUAAAUUGGCAAAGAUAUCAAUGAGCA